Molecule: messenger RNA, 1130 nt
Organism: Zeugodacus cucurbitae (melon fly)
Lineage: Eukaryota; Metazoa; Arthropoda; Insecta; Diptera; Tephritidae
Product: inactive pancreatic lipase-related protein 1
Exons: 6
Coding region: 84-1106 (340 amino acids)
Biological process (GO): lipid metabolic process
Molecular function (GO): lipase activity
Source: RefSeq, a predicted model, not a curated record
GGGGGCCCGAUUAACAUAUUAAUGUGUAUAAAAUUAACGGUUCUCUUGCCGGCGUGUGGCAUUUAUCAAUUAAAAAUUAAAAUAUGAGGUGUGAAAUUAAUUGUUUGUGCGUAAUUGUUGCUGUUUUAACACUCUCAUCUGCCGGUAACAUCGGCGCUGGCUUUCCCUUCGGCUGUAUUUACGUGCGCGAUGAGUGUCCCAAUGAGCACAUCAAGUUUUGGCUCUACAAAAACGCCACCAGUGAACCACAACUCUUAGAUCCCCGAAACCUCACAACCACCGACUUUGAGCCACGCUGGCCUUUGAAGUUACUCAUACACGGCUUUAACGGUAAUCAGUAUGCUUCACCGAAUCUCGAAGUGCGUUCGGUGCUACUGCGUACCCAACGCGUCCAUGUGAUCUCUGUGGAUUACAGCCGUCUAGCGGCAUUCCCCUGCUACUAUCCGUGGGCGGUGACUAAUGCGCGCGUCGUGGCGCGCUGUUUAGCGCAGCUCAUAGAUAAUUUAAUUGAUAAUGAUAUCUAUAGCGAUAAAGAUAUACAUUUGAUUGGCUUCAGUUUGGGCGCACAAAUCGCCGGUUUGACAGCGAAUAGUGUGAGGCAACCGUUACGGCGUAUAACAGGUUUGGAUCCCGCCGGUCCCGCUUUCGUCACUCAUAAUCGCAGCGAAAAGCUUGAUCACACUGAUGCCGAGUUUGUCGAUGUCAUACAUACAGAUCCGUUCUUCUAUUCCACGUUAGAUCGUAGCGGUCAUGCGGAUUUCUAUCCAAAUUUGGAUAAGUUCUUUCAGCCGGGUUGUAAUAUUGUGCAGGAUGGCCGCAUACGUAAUUGCAAUCACUUUCGUGCGCCGCUUUAUUAUGCCGAAUCGAUUGGCAGCGCUCGUGGCUUCUGGUCUUAUCAGUGUGGUGAGUGGUUGCAAUUUGUUAUGCAGCAGUGUCGUCAAUAUGCCGAUGUGCCACACACCCAAAUGGGUUAUUUCGUGUCGAGAAACGCCUCUGGAUCCUAUUUUCUACAAACCGAAGCAUUUGCGCCAUUUGCCAAGGGUCCUAUUAUCGACGUGGAACUGAAUACAGCUAAACCUGCUGUAAAUACUACAAUUAGAAACUAGUUUAAUAAAAAAAUCUACAGAAAA